Camellia sinensis is the source of this 2002-nucleotide messenger RNA. RefSeq names its product dihydropyrimidinase. Gene Ontology annotation, molecular function: dihydropyrimidinase activity. NCBI's taxonomy places the organism in Eukaryota, Viridiplantae, Streptophyta, Magnoliopsida, Ericales, Theaceae. The record is from RefSeq and is a predicted model, not a curated record. Gene Ontology annotation, biological process: pyrimidine nucleobase catabolic process. Gene Ontology annotation, cellular component: cytosol; cytoplasm.
UCCAGAUUUGAAAUUUCUACACAAAGAUCCCAUGGGCGCUCAAUGCCAAUAGGAACUUCUUCCUUCUUGCGUAGAAAUACUAGUAGAGUGAUCCGUUCAGGAAGGUCACACUUCUCGUCAAGCUCGCUCACUCUCUCUCCCUCUCCCUCUGUCUCUGCCUCUGCCUCUGUCAAAUCCAUGAUGAUGGGUACAAGUCUCCAAACUCAGAUGAUCCAUUUCACAUCCCUUGUAGUUCUUGUGCUCUCAAUCUUUUCAUCUGUAUCAGAAUCCAAUCAGUUUUGUGAAGCUGGAAUUGGUUAUGGCAAUUCAGAGUGCGGAGUCUCAUCUUCUUCCUCAUCGAAGAUCUUGAUAAAGGGGGGAACUGUUGUGAAUGCUCACCACCAGGAGAUAGCUGAUGUGUAUGUAGAGGAUGGGAUUAUUGCUGCUGUGAAGCCUAAUAUCAAGGUUGGUGAUGAUGUUACUGUGCUUGAUGCCACUGGAAAGUUUGUCAUGCCAGGAGGAAUUGAUCCUCACACACACCUGGCCAUGGAGUUUAUGGGUACUGAGACCAUUGAUGAUUACUUCAGUGGUCAGGCUGCUGCAUUAGCAGGGGGAACAACAAUGCACAUUGAUUUUGUUAUCCCAGUAAAGGGGAGUUUAUCUGCCGGUUUCGAAGCCUAUGUAGGAAAAGCCAAGAAGGCUUGUAUGGAUUAUGGUUUCCAUAUGGCAAUCACCAAAUGGGAUGAAACUGUAUCAAAAGAGAUGGAAAUCAUGGUUAAGGAGAAAGGUAUCAACUCCUUUAAAUUUUUCCUAGCAUACAAGGGGGCUCUUAUGGUCAAUGACGAGCUUCUAUUAGAAGGACUUAAAAAAUGCAAGUCUCUUGGUGCCUUGGCUAUGGUCCAUGCAGAAAAUGGAGAUGCUGUAUUUGAAGGACAAAAAAGAAUGAUAGAACUUGGUAUUACAGGUCCAGAGGGACACGCGCUUUCAAGGCCUGCAGUGCUUGAAGGAGAGGCAACUGCUCGAGCCAUUCGUUUGGCUGCUUUUGUAAACACACCUCUUUACAUUGUCCAUGUCAUGAGCAUUGAUGCGAUGGAAGAAAUAGCUACAGCUCGAAAAUCAGGGCAGAGGGUUAUUGGGGAGCCAGUAGUGUCAGGAUUGGUCCUCGAUGAUUCUGGGCUUUGGGAUCCUGACUUCAUCACUGCGGCUAAGUUUGUCAUGAGUCCCCCUAUUAGGGAAUUGGGACAUGGAAAGGCUCUCCAAGCUGGCCUGUCAACAGGGGUUUUGCAGCUAGUAGGAACUGAUCACUGUUCCUUCAAUUCCACACAGAAAGCUUUUGGCAUAGAUGAUUUUCGUAAAAUACCAAAUGGGGUCAACGGCAUCGAAGAGAGGAUGCAUCUAGUUUGGGAUACGAUGGUGGAAUCAGGCCAAAUAUCUAUCACUGAUUAUGUCCGAAUAACCAGCACUGAAUGUGCUAGGAUCUUUAAUAUAUAUCCAAGGAAAGGAGCAAUCCUUGUCGGAUCAGAUGCAGAUAUAAUCAUACUCAACCCAAAUUCAAGCUUUGAAAUUAGUGCCACUUCUCACCACUCUAGAUUGGACACGAAUGUCUUCGAGGGAAGAAGAGGGAAGGGAAAGGUUGAAGUAACAAUUGCCGGAGGAAGGAUUGUUUGGGAAAAUGGUCAAUUGAAGGUUGCCCCGGGUGAGGGCAAGUACGUAGAAAUGCAACCUUUCAGUUAUCUUUUUGGUGGAAUUGACAAAGCAGAUGCAAAGUACCUCUCUUCCCUCCGAGCUCCAGUGAAGCGAUUCAAAGCCACAACUUGACUUGCAGGUUCAAUUACUUUCACUAUUUAUGAUAGCUUUUCACAAACUUAUGUUUAAGGGAUUAAGUAAUGUAGAGCUUGAGUUCGUGUAAAUACAAGCUCAAAUAAUGAAAAGAAACAGGUGUUGAUAUUGUAUAUAUCCUGUUGUAAAAUAUAUAUGCAUUCAUGAUAUAGGAUUUAUGCAAUAAAUUUUGCUAUUUUGCUGA